AUGGCGAGUCAGGAGACGAAUAAUAUUAAUAUUACCCCUACCUACACGUCUGAAACCCCAGGUGAAAUCGGAAGCACAAACACGGAUUACUUUCCUAAGACUUCUGAUGCACAUAUCGAACCCUGUGAGCCUUUCUACGAUGGAUAUUGUUUGCAUGGUGGUGUUUGUAAAUGGCUAACCGGUAUCGAUAAACCAUCGUGCGACUGUAUAUCUGGUUACAGAGGGGCACGGUGUCAGUACAGAUCGCUUGCAACAGGAGAAGAAGAGCGACUUUUUGGAGAUUAUUGGGAAGUUUUCAUCAUUGGAACUAUAUUUGGUAUAGUGAUCCUCCUAACGCUGAUUGGGGCAAUUGUAUACGUGGUUCGGAAAAGAAAGGAGGCUAAGACAAGGAGGCGGACUAUGGAGGAGUCGGCGGACGCCUUUAUCCAGAGUAACUUCCAACCGGGCUCUGACAUCGAGCAGCAACAACACCACCAACAACAACAACCGGAUAAUAAUCAAAAUAAAGCAGCAGACAGAUACAUGAGGUUACCCACCAACGAAAGGUACCCAAUCGUCGAGACAGCAGUCGACAGCGAGACUCUUCGGUCGACAACGUUCGGCAACUCACAUCCCAGCUCGGGGUCUUUCAGGCUACAAGACCCUCCCUUCAGGAAAGGCUCGAACCACUCAACCACAUCAGUAUCAAGGGAGAGUACUGUAUGAUAUCUUGCAUGAUGGCAUGAUCGUAAUUAUUAUUUCAUUCUUGGCCGUCUCAUCACUCCAUCUCUCACCCCUCAUGUGUUCUCUUGAUGUCUAAACGAAAGCUGAAUUGGUGGAAGUUUAUUCGGAUCAGGGGAGAGUUUCAUGAAAGGGCUUGUCCGACGUUUUAUCGGACAGUUACCAUAGUACCAGUGCUUCUCAGCCAAUCAGAAUCAAGGAAAGACGUCAGAUACAACUUGUCGGACGAUAAAAUUGAUAUUUAAUGAAACACUCCCCGGAAAUGGUUGGACCGGUAGAGCAUGCCGGGAAACAUUGGGGAUUGUGUCCCCCAUUCCAGGUCUAGAGAAAAUUUCAUCGUAGCUAUUGGAGGAGGAAACUUGGUGAUUCGAAUGAAUUUUUGGGUCGACAAUCAAUUUCUGUUUUAAAAAGCUCAACACAUACAGGCGUUGCACUUAUAUGCACGAUAUUUAAAAAAAGGCAUAAUAGUCAACAAAAUGAGUGACGAUAUUUAAUGUCAUAUUGACGAAACUAUGUUCUCUACUCGUUGAACAAUUAUAUUUGUUUGACAAAUAUCAUCUCCAUAUUUCUACUAUGAGUAUGUAUAAAUGGAAACAUUUAAUUUGUCUUGAAGUGAGAGAAAAAAGGGAAACUUUUUAUCUGCCAAUUCUGGCAAGUCGAUGUAUUUUAUGGCAUUUAAAUGUUUGUAAAGACAUUCUGUGUAUAAAUAAUUUAUUGUCUCUUAUAUAAAAUUGUUAUUGUAUAGUGUGUAUUUAAUCCCUAUAAUGUUUAUACAAUGGCUAUAUUUUGUAUUUUUGAAAUAAUAUUUAGCCAAACGAAAAAUAUCACGAUUUUUUUGUUACAAAUGCCUGAGGCGAUUUCAAUAUAUCAUGACAGAGUCAACAUCAUUAUCAUCUCGUCUGUGGGAUCAUUUUGUCGUAAGUGAGAAAUAUUCUAGGUAUAAUUGAAAACACAGUCGUAUAGUUAGUAUAUUUAGUAGUAUAUACAUUAUAAAGGUAAUAUAUAUCUACUCUCAUUCCCAUAUUUCAAUUUCAUUUUGGAGAUGUAUCCUAAAAAUACGAUAUUUUUAGAACAUUUUAUGUUUAAUUAUUAUUUGAAACCGUGUGAAGUUCACAAUGGAAUAAGGUAUGCAUAUUUAGAUGCAAGGUAUCUACUCUUAAUCUGAUUUCGUAAUAUUACUACUUAAAAAGAAAUAUAUAUUUAUGCUCCUUUUCUGUGAUAUUUGAAAAACAGUAUACAGGUAGCCAUAUAUCAAAUGUUCGUGAUUAAACGACAGCAAGGUUAAAAAUCUUUUCAGUGUUUUAUAAUGGAAUCAGUACUAAAUUUACUUAUGUAAUGAAAUUUUACUGUUGAUACCAUAAUUAUCAUGAGGUGCAUUAUGGUAUACACGUAUGAUCGUGAAACUGAUUCUGACCAAAAUAAUUUGCAUGACGAAUCGCUGACGUAUCUGUUAGACCAUAGAGCUAUUAAUGGUUAGACUAUUUUAGACAAUUCGAGCUCAUGACGAAAUAUUUAUAGUAGUAAAUAGGAAAACAAAAACACGAAUUACUGUUAUCAUUCCAGAAUAUAUUAUUAUUAAGGUGUUAAUUUUUAUUUUUGUAUACAAUUGCAAAGCGUGUUGCUAAUAGUCUUUAAAAUCAAACCCUAGUAGAUGUCGUGUAUUAUGCCCACUGUACUAUUCGUGUGGUGUUGAUUCAUUUUUCUCCAUCCUUUUUCGUUUUUCAUUUUUUAAUUAUUUUUGUUCUUCCCUUUUUUUUGGGGGGGGGGGCGAGGUAUCUUAUGUGAUAUGUAAUGUGUACAUCAUCAUAACCGUAUUACUGUCUGGUAACUGUAAACUGUGAUUAAAAGAAUGAAAAGGUUUCAAAACAAGGAAGGUACGGAUAGUAUGUCAUUUUAUUAAAUGGAAAGUCCCCCGGCAUGGAAUCAGUCUUUUCUCUGGUUUCAGCCACUUUCUUCUCUUGUCAGUCACCUUUGGUCACUCCAUAUUCUCAGCACAACCUUCUAAUAUCAGUUUUUUAAUUCAGUUAAUUUACAUACAUACUGGAGAUUUCUUUUAUAACAGCCCCCCCCCCCCCCCUUUCAGCCAUAUUCCACCCUUUUUUAUAUUUUAUUUGAAUCCCCUCAUUCUAAAGGCUGAAGUUCACUGCAACGAAAUCUAAAGGAGGAUAUUUAUAUUAAGUAAUAUAUUGUGCUCGUAGCGUAUGUAUUCGUUUUCUAAAUAGUAUAUUUUGUUCUUGCAAAGCAAAGUAUGGUAUGAUAUGAUGAAAUAUUAUGAUCACUAUUACUAUGGAACAAAUAUUUUAAAUAGACGUUCAUUUGAGAUUGUUAUAAAUAAACUAUUUUUGUUGCUGCAAUUGUUCAAAUGCAAUUCAAAG
This is a messenger RNA of Lytechinus pictus (painted urchin), 3095 nucleotides long. Its product is annotated as pro-epidermal growth factor-like. The coding region runs from base 1 to 705 and encodes 234 amino acids. Gene Ontology annotation, biological process: positive regulation of mitotic nuclear division; positive regulation of cell population proliferation; epidermal growth factor receptor signaling pathway. Lineage: Eukaryota; Metazoa; Echinodermata; Echinoidea; Temnopleuroida; Toxopneustidae. The transcript has 6 exons. The record is from RefSeq and is a predicted model, not a curated record.